Echinostoma caproni is the source of this 216-nucleotide messenger RNA. The record is from the annotation of a GenBank genome assembly. Lineage: Eukaryota; Metazoa; Platyhelminthes; Trematoda; Plagiorchiida; Echinostomatidae.
AUGGUCAACUUGGAGCAGGUACAGCGCUAUGCCACUCGACUAGUCGCGGGACUUCGUGGGAUCAGCUAUGAAGGUCGGCUUCAAGCACUUGGACUCUUCUCGGUUAGCUACAGGAGACUCCGCGGGGAUUUGAUCUGUCUGCAGAAGAUUCUUCGUGGCGAUCUGGGACCGGAACCACGUGCUGUUUCCACCGCGAGACUGCAACCGGACACGUAG